GAAUGAGUAUAGGAGGCACUGGUUUUUCUCAUAGGGGAAUUUCAAACAACAAAUCUCUUAGCCAACUAGCUUCUUCAGAAGCUAGUGCUAAUGAUAUCAUUUCUGCCUCCAUAGUUGACUUUGCAAUUAUUUGUUGUUUCUUAGAUUUCCAACUCACAGCACCACCACCAAUCUUAAAAAUAUACCCUGAAACAGAUAAAGAAUCACCUAACAAGAAAUAUGGAUUCUCACACAUCCAAGACACAAUCUUCUACACACAAGGCUUUGUUGGAGUUUUCUGCCCGUGCUCAAAGACUCAAUGAAGAAACCAUCUCUUAUCUGCACCAAUUGACUAAGGACAAUGAACACCUUCGCAAAGCCAAUGAGCAAUUGGGAGAGCAACUACAAGACAUGACCAUCAACUGUAAUCUUUACAAGAUUGCCAUGGAGGACAUGUGCUAUCAACUCCAAGUUGAGAAGCAAAAGAACCAGGCUCUUGUUGAAGAAGACACCAGCUUGCAUGAAGUCGUCAUCGACAUAACCGCCUUGGUGACUCAAUUCGAGGGAAAGAUGGUCGAGACUCAUCAUCACAUUGCUCAAAGAACCCAUCCAAUUGAGAGGGGAUUUUUCCAACCAGUCUUCGACUUUAUCAUUGACAUGUCUAAUGUGCUUAAAAGGCUGUAUUAGGGUUUAUGUUUUGUAAUGAGUUUGUUUUAGCUUUAAAAGAAUGAGCAUGUAAGCACUUUGAAUGCAGCUUUGUACUGCUUGUUAACUUUGUUUAAAGUGCAGUUAUUUAGUAAUGAAAAGCCAUGUUUUAG
Rubroshorea leprosula is the source of this 797-nucleotide messenger RNA. Lineage: Eukaryota; Viridiplantae; Streptophyta; Magnoliopsida; Malvales; Dipterocarpaceae. The record is from the annotation of a GenBank genome assembly.